Molecule: messenger RNA, 300 nt
Organism: Monosiga brevicollis MX1
Lineage: Eukaryota; Choanoflagellata; Craspedida; Salpingoecidae
Exons: 1
Biological process (GO): CAAX-box protein processing
Cellular component (GO): endoplasmic reticulum membrane
Molecular function (GO): metalloendopeptidase activity
Source: RefSeq, a predicted model, not a curated record
AUGAUCUGGCGUAACUAUGUGGUGGCGCCUGUGACCGAGGAAAUUGUGUACCGGGCCAUGGUGCUCGCCCUCUUGCAGACGGAGACCUCCUCCACCAGUGUCCUCGUGCUGGGAUCGCCCCUCUUUUUUGGCCUGGCCCAUGUGCAUCAUCUCUGGGCUGGUGUGCCCUGGCCUGCCGUACUUGGACAGUUUGGCUUUACGACGCUCUUUGGGUGGCUCAAUGCCUGGACCUUUCUACGGCUUGAGUCAUGCUAUGCCGCCAUCGCCGCCCACUCGUUCUGCAACUACAUGGGCUUGCCC